AAUCUCGACACUAUGGAAGAUUCGACCAUGAUGCCGACGACAAUAAUGAACUGGACGAUGAACACGACAGGGAACGAAACCUUGAUUGAACCGUACACUGGUCCGGAUCUUAAGCUCGCGACCAAGGUGAUCCACAUGAUCAUCCUGAUCUUUCUCAUGAUCUCCAUGGGAUGUACUCUCAACUACAAGGAUUUUAGAAAGACGAUCCGUCGUCCAACUGGUUUCUUCAUUGGUAUGUUAUGCCAGUUCGUCCUUAUGCCCCUGAUUGGCUUUUGUAUUGCACUAGCCUUUCAACUACCUUCAGCAGGGGCUCUAUCACUUCUAGUCCUUGCCUGCUGCCCCGGUGGCACCCUCUCUAAUCUCUACACCUACUGGGUCGAUGGAGAUGUCUGCCUCAGCGUGUGCAUGACAGCAGUUUCGACAGCGGUUGCUAUCGGAAUGAUGCCCCUCAAUCUCUUCAUCUAUAGCCGUGUGUGGACCGACGACAAGGCGGUCAUUCCUUAUGUCAACAUCGUUACAACUCUGGUCAUCAUCCUCAUCCCCGUCGCUUUCGGUGUAUUCCUGAAUUGGUGGAAGAAAUCACUGACCAAGCAUCUUACUAGGAUUGGCAUCGUCUGUUCCUUCAUCUGCAUCAUCGUCGCCUUCGCCUUCAGCAUCAUAAUGAACCCUGCCUUUCUCAAGGCUGGAUGGAGGCUCUGGUUCUGUGCCGCAAUACUUCCGAUGAUAGGCUUCUGCAUGGGUUACAGUAUCGCGCGCCUGCUCCGUCAACCUCAUAAGAAGUGCCGCACCAUCGCCUUCGAGACCGGUUCACAGAACGUAUCUUUGGCCUUGACCCUAACCGUCAUCACCUUCGCUGACUCUCCUCUCUUUCUUGACAUGCUCUUCUAUCCCUCCCUCUACGUCUGUUUCAUCUACAUCGAUUCCUUGCCCGUGAUCAUCUUGUACAAGAUCGUCACCUACUAUCGAGAGAGGAACUGUCCACGAAAAGAGAAGGAACCCAACGACAAAGACGUUGACGACGAGGAUGACGACGAUUCUGACAAUGAUGAGAGCGACGAGAAGGAGAGCACAAAGAAUCAAGAAAUGAAACCCAUGCACAAAAAAGACUCCAACGAAAAUGGGGAGAUAUAAUAAUGUCGAUAUCAUAGGAUACCUCGCUCGACUUACUCGUGUAGGUGUGUGUAGGGUACAUCCAUUCUUUUUUUUUAAUUUUGUAUUUCAAAUACUAAAAUCUUGAUCAUAGCAUUAUGAAUACAAAAUAUUAUUUACUCAUUUUACCAACGUAUUCUCAAAUAUUUUAAAAUAUGAUUAGAUUGAGCAGGAUCUUAAGUUCAAUAUCUUAGCAAUUUUUUUUUUGUUUAGUACAUGAGCAUUUUAUGAACUCGUACUAAGCUUCUGCUGGCAGUGUCACUUAAG
Messenger RNA from Strongylocentrotus purpuratus (purple sea urchin), 1416 nucleotides. RefSeq names its product ileal sodium/bile acid cotransporter-like. The record is from RefSeq and is a predicted model, not a curated record. Gene Ontology annotation, molecular function: bile acid:sodium symporter activity. Gene Ontology annotation, biological process: bile acid and bile salt transport. Gene Ontology annotation, cellular component: membrane. Bases 13 to 1131 code for a protein of 372 amino acids. The transcript has 4 exons. NCBI's taxonomy places the organism in Eukaryota, Metazoa, Echinodermata, Echinoidea, Camarodonta, Strongylocentrotidae.